AUGGCCAAAAAAGAUUUUGAAAAAAAAUUUGAUUUUAAAAUUGAACCAGCAGGGUUAUUUAUACAUACAAAACUUAAUUAUUUAGCCGCAAGUCCCGAUGGACUAAUAGGCAAAGACGCAAUAGUUGAAAUUAAGUGUCCUCAAAGUAUAAAGGAGUAUUUACCGGAAGAAGCAGUAAAUAACAAAAAAUUAAAAUUUAUGAUUUAUAAUGAUGAAAAACUAAUAUUAAAAAAAAAAUAAUUGUUACUAUUUCCAAGUACAAGGACAACUUAAUAUUACAAAACGAAAAUGGUGCUAUUUUGUAGUGUGGACGCCCAAAGGUAACUUAUACUUUUUACUUCAUUUUUUAUUUCAAAUCAACAUAAUCUAAUAUUUUAUAUUUUUUUAUAGGUUUUGUAGUUGAUAAAAUAUUAAGAGACGAAGAAUUUUGGAAAAAUAAUAUUGAACCACAAUGCACAAAAUUUUAUAUGGAAUCUUUAGUCCCAGAAAUUAUAGACUCGAGAUUUGAUCGAGGAUUACCUAUAAGAUCUGGUUUACCGGAACCAUAA
Cinara cedri is the source of this 548-nucleotide messenger RNA. Lineage: Eukaryota; Metazoa; Arthropoda; Insecta; Hemiptera; Aphididae. The record is from the annotation of a GenBank genome assembly.